This is a messenger RNA of Microdochium trichocladiopsis, 1283 nucleotides long. Its product is annotated as carbon-nitrogen hydrolase. Gene Ontology annotation, molecular function: hydrolase activity, acting on carbon-nitrogen (but not peptide) bonds, in linear amides. The coding region runs from base 124 to 1023 and encodes 299 amino acids. The record is from RefSeq and is a predicted model, not a curated record. The transcript has 2 exons. Lineage: Eukaryota; Fungi; Ascomycota; Sordariomycetes; Xylariales; Microdochiaceae.
AUUGCAAGCAGAAACGCCAACCGCCGUGCCGAGUCUCGCAAGCCGCUUCCGCCCAGUUUCGGCCAUUUCGCACUCAGCACGCACUGGAAUUGUGUCGAGACACCUCAGUCUCGUCUCUGCAUAAUGGCGCCUGUCCACAAAAUCGCCCUUGUCCAGCUGCAUCCGAGGGCACUCGCUGUACAAGACAAUUAUGCCCGGGCCGAGGCCUUCAUCAGAGACGCAGCGGCCAAGGGGUGCGCCCUUGCAGUCCUGCCCGAGUACCAUCUCACCUCCUGGGUGCCGGAUGACCCAAACUUUGGAGCGGCUUGUGCUGAGUCUGCCUCAUAUCUGCAAAAGUACCAGAGCUUGGCCAAGGAGCUGUCGAUAUGUAUCGUGCCAGGCACCAUUAUUGAGGAGGCUCCCAAAGAUGGCGACGACUCGCUGCACAACAUCGCCUACUUCAUCUCCUCUGACGGCAGUAUCCUAGGCCGGUACCAGAAGAAGAAUCUCUGGAUUACUGAGCGCAAGCACCUCGUAUCUUCCGCGCACGAGCCGCACCAGGCGUUCGACACGCCACUUGGCCGCAUCGGCCUGCUCAUCUGCUGGGACCUGGCUUUCCCUGAGGCGUUUCGCGAGCUGAUCUCUGACGGAGCAGACAUUAUCUGUGUUCCCACGUUCUGGUCGCUCAAGGACGUGUCGGACGAAGGGUAUGCAUUGAACAAGAAUGGCGAGGCGCUCUUCUUGCAGAGCACCAUCGUCAGCCGGGCAUUUGAGAACACGUGCGCCGUCGUCUUUGUGAACGCGGGGGGCCCGCCGGAGCGGGGGGAGGAGACGGCGUUUGCGGGGAUGAGUCAGCUGGGGAUGCCGCACCUGGGGGCUGUAGGCAAGCUAGGCCAGGCCGAGGGCAUGAGCAUCGUGGAACUCGACAUGGACGUGCUGCGGAUUGCCGAGGACAACUACAAGGUGCGCGAGGAUAUGCAGAAGGAGGGCUGGCACUAUGCGUUCACGCAAGAUCGUGGCUCAGGCAGCAACAGCAAGCUGUAGCUAGAUAUUGGUUGACCUCGAGAGAAUGGCACAACGCCAACGCACAGUGGCCAGCAUCGUCACCAAUGCGCGUGCAAGAGUCAUGGUUGGCUAGUGAAUAGUGGCCGCCACGAGUCAUCAGACUCUGUCGCGGACACCUGGGGAGGCGCGGUGUUACAGAAGUUCGAUCGUGCUUAGGUAAUGCCCGCAAGUCGGAGGCUCGAUGGCCAGGCCCCAGAUGUCGAGCGGCGGAUGGGCGAUGGUGCAAUCCGGCGGCGAGC